Alosa sapidissima (American shad) is the source of this 8172-nucleotide messenger RNA. It is a transcript of the gene tnikb, whose product is annotated as TRAF2 and NCK interacting kinase b. Gene Ontology annotation, biological process: protein phosphorylation. NCBI's taxonomy places the organism in Eukaryota, Metazoa, Chordata, Actinopteri, Clupeiformes, Clupeidae. Gene Ontology annotation, molecular function: protein kinase activity; ATP binding. The record is from RefSeq and is a predicted model, not a curated record.
GACAACGUUCGUGAUUGACACUUUUCCGCCGGGCCGGGAUAUGCGUGUAUGUGCGCGCCUGUGCCUUGCCCGAUUUUGUUAUAGUUCAUCUGGGCGAUGUAAACGGUGCGAAGCAUGUCCUCCAUACAUGCGUUAAUGUAGCACCUGAGACACUGGUCCUUCGUUUUCAUUCUCGGUUUUCCCCCCGGGAUCACGAGGGAAUUGACUGUUUCAGGCAUCCUUUAGAUUUCAUCCGGAGGGUGUAAUCUUACUGCCAAGGAUUCAACACCGUGGCCGAGGCGGAUGUUGGACCCAGUCUACAUGAUUUUUGGGUGUCAUCAAUUUGAAAUUUAUUAAGCAAGAUAAUCAUGGCGACCGAUUCUCCCGCUAGAAGUUUGGACGAGAUUGACCUUUCGGCUCUGCGGGACCCUGCAGGCAUAUUUGAGCUGGUGGAACUGGUUGGGAAUGGAACCUAUGGUCAAGUAUACAAGGGCUGCCAUGUCAAGACAGGACAGCUUGCUGCGAUCAAGGUCAUGGAUGUCACUGGAGAUGAGGAAGAGGAAAUCAAGGCGGAGAUCAACAUGCUGAAGAAGUACUCCCAUCACCGCAACAUCGCCACCUACUACGGUGCCUUCGUCAAGAAGAACCCACCAGGGAUGGAUGACCAGCUUUGGUUGGUGAUGGAGUUCUGUGGUGCGGGCUCGGUGACUGACCUGAUUAAGAACACGAAAGGGAACUCUCUGAAGGAGGAGUGGACGGCCUACAUCUGUCGGGAGAUCCUCAGGGGUUUGACCCAUCUCCACCAGCAUAAGGUCAUCCAUCGGGACAUCAAGGGCCAGAACGUCCUGCUCACUGAAAAUGCUGAGGUCAAGCUGGUGGACUUUGGUGUGAGUGCGCAGCUUGACCGGACCGUGGGCCGGAGGAACACGUUCAUUGGCACGCCGUACUGGAUGGCCCCAGAGGUCAUCGCCUGCGAUGAGAACCCAGACGCCACAUAUGACUUCAAGAGUGAUCUGUGGUCUUUGGGAAUCACCGCCAUAGAGAUGGCAGAGGGAGCGCCACCGCUGUGUGACAUGCACCCCAUGAGGGCCCUCUUCCUCAUCCCCAGGAACCCGGCACCCCGGCUCAAGUCCAAGAAGUGGUCAAAGAAGUUUCAGUCGUUCGUGGACAGCUGCCUGGUGAAGAACCACAACCAGAGGCCCAGCACAGAGCAGCUGCUCAAGCACCCCUACAUCCGCGACCUGCCCAACGAGCGGCAGGUCCGCAUCCAGCUGAAAGACCACAUCGACCGCACCAAGAAGAAGAGAGGCGAGAGGGAUGAGACGGAGUACGAGUACAGUGGCAGUGAGGACGAGGAGGAGCGAGACAUGGGGGAGCCCAGCUCCAUCAUCAACAUCCCUGGUGAGUCCACGCUGAGGCGGGACUUCCUGCGCCUGCAGCUGGCCAAUAAGGAGCGCUCGGAGGCGCUGCGGCGACAGCAGCUGGAGCAGCAGCAGAACGAGGAGCACAAGCGCCAACUGCUGGCCGAGCGGCAGAAACGCAUCGAGGAGCAGAAGGAGCAGCGGCGGAGACUGGAGGAGCAACAGCGACGGGAGCGUGAGGUCAGGAAGCAGCAGGAGCGUGAGCAGAGGAGACGCUAUGAGGAGAUGGAGCAGCUGAGGAGAGACGAGGAGCGUCGGCACGCCGAGAGGGAGCAGGAGUACAUCCGCAGGCAGCUGGAGGAGGAGCAGAGGCAGCUCGAGAUCCUGCAGCAGCAGCUCCUUCAGGAGCAAGCCCUUCUCCUGGAGUACAAGCGUAAGCAGCUGGAGGAGCAGAGGCAGGCGGAGCGUCUGCAGCGGCAGCUGCAGCAGGAGAGGGCCUACCUGGUCUCCCUCCAGCAGCAGCAGCAGGAGCCAAGGCCCGCCGACAAGAAGCAGCUCUACCACUACAAGGACACGGCCAACCCAGCCGAGAAGCCUGCUUGGGCCAAAGAGGUGAUGAGACGGGCCCAGAGUAACUCCCCCAGACUCCCCCCCAAGAGGUAUCACUCCUUCAACACCCCCAGGGACCAACCUGGCGGCCACCACCUGGCCCCCAACCCCCAGGAGAGCCCCAGCCGUAGCCCCCGCCACCGCGGCUCCCCCGCCCGUCCCCCCUCCUAUCCCGCGGCCUCCCCCUCCCGCAGGGGGUCUCAUGAGUGGCGGCUGCCUCAAGGCGCCAACAUCCCGUCCAUCCGGGUGUCCUGUGAGCCAGACCUGGAGGACAUGCUAAGGCAGUUCAUGGCACGCAAGGCAGAGGCCCGCGGUCGUAGCCCUGACCGCACAAACAAACGGGUGGAGGAGCGCUCCAAGCUCAACCGCCAGAGCUCACCGGCCCUGCAGCACAAGGUGGCCAACCGCAUCUCUGACCCGUCCCUGCCCCCUCGCUCCGAGUCCUUCAGCAGCGGGGGCAUCCAGCAGGCGCGCACGCCACCCAUGCACCGCUCCAUCGAGCCCCAGAUGGCCCACCUCGUCUCGGUCAAGUCGCACGGCUCCUCCAUGACGGGCUCCCAGUCUCUGCAUGACCAGUCUUCCCAGGGCGUCUCCGCCUUCCAGGAGAGCCUGUCCCCCCACCGCCCGCCCAUGCCGCGCCAGAACUCGGACCCAACCUCUGAGACCCCGCCUCCUCCACCACGCAUCGCCAGCCGCGACGACAAGUUUGACCGCUCCUGGCUGAGGCAGGACGAGGACCUCCCCCCUAAGGUGCCACAGAGGACCACCUCGAUAUCCCCGGCGCUGGUCAGGAAGAACUCCCCAGGGAACGGACCUGGCGGUCUGGGCCCACGGACUGGGUCCCAUCUCAUCCGGGCCAGUAACCCAGACCUGCGGAGGACGGACGUUUCCAUGGAGUCGGCCCUCCCGAGGACCAGCAGCGGGAGUUCGUCCAGCUCCAGCACCCCCAGCUCCCAGGGUGGCUCUAGCGAGAGAAAGCGUGUGGGAGGGUCCUCCAUCCCCGAGGGGUCUCCAGCCGUCUCCCAGGAGAGCAAGCCCAAAGCCCAGGAGGAGGGGAGGGAGGUGACCCGGCCCAGUCGGCCUGCGGAUUUGACUGCUCUGGCCAAAGAGCUGCGUGAGCUGCGCUCCAAUGAGGACACCCACCGCCCACCCGUCAAAGUGACGGAGUACUCGUCCUCCAGUGAGGAGUCGAGCAGCGAUGAGGAGGAGGACGGAGAGGGCGGAGCCCACGACGGCACUGUGCAUGUCAGCGACAUCCCACGGAUCAUGCCUUCAGCCGGCCAGGGUGGUAAUGAACCCUUUGGUGGCAUGGGCAACCAAGAGGACUCCCAUGGCAACGACACUUACGGCAACAACUCCAAGGACAGCACGCUCAUGAUGAGAGAGACGUUUGGGGACAGAAAGCGCUCGGGUCACGCCGAGAGCAACGGUUUCCCCGGUAACGCCAAUCUGCCCGAUCUAGUGCAGCAAAGUCACUCCCCCUUGGCCACGCCGGGCGAGGGUCCGGGGUGGCGCCCCAGUCUGCAUGCGCAGGACCUGGACUCGGUGGCCGAAUAUGGGAUGGGCAGUGGCUCCAAGUCCUCCUUCACUCCGUUUGUCGACCCACGCGUGUACCAGACGUCCCCGACAGACGACAACGAUGAGAACUCAGCCUCAGCCCUGUUUUCAGAUGAGCUGAUGCGUCAGCAGGAGGAGCAGGAACAGGCUCGGCUCAACGAGGCCCGCAAGAUCUCGGUGGUCAAUGUCAACCCCACCAACAUCCGACCCCACAGCGACACCCCAGAGAUCCGCAAAUACAAGAAACGCUUCAACUCUGAGAUCCUGUGCGCAGCACUGUGGGGGGUGAACCUGCUGGUGGGCACAGAGAAUGGCCUGAUGCUGCUGGACCGGAGUGGCCAGGGCAAGGUGUACAACCUCAUCAACCGCCGACGCUUCCAACAGAUGGAUGUUCUGGAGGGCCUUAAUGUCCUGGUCACCAUAUCAGGCAAGAAGAACAAGCUGAGGGUCUACUAUCUGUCCUGGCUGAGAAAUAGGAUACUUCACAAUGACCCUGAAGUGGAGAAGAAACAGGGAUGGAUCACUGUUGGAGAGCUGGAGGGUUGUGUCCACUACAAAGUUGUCAAAUAUGAAAGGAUCAAAUUCCUGGUGAUUGCUUUGAAGAACGCUGUGGAGAUAUACGCCUGGGCUCCAAAGCCAUACCACAAAUUUAUGGCUUUCAAGUCUUUCACAGAUCUGCAGCACAAGCCUCUGUUGGUGGACCUGACCGUGGAAGAAGGUCAGAGGUUAAAGGUUAUCUAUGGUUCCAGCGUGGGGUUCCAUGUGAUUGACGUGGACUCUGGGAACCCGUAUGAUAUCUACAUCCCGUCCCAUAUUCAGAGCAGUGUCACCCCCCACGCCAUUGUGGUGCUCCCCAAGACCGACGGGAUGGAGAUGCUUCUGUGUUAUGAAGAUGAGGGUGUCUAUGUGAACACUUACGGCAGAAUCACUAAAGACGUGGUGCUACAAUGGGGAGAGAUGCCCACCUCUGUUGCCUACAUCCACUCCAACCAGAUCAUGGGAUGGGGAGAGAAAGCCAUUGAGAUCCGCUCCGUGGAGACGGGACACCUCGACGGAGUUUUCAUGCACAAGCGAGCUCAGCGACUGAAGUUCCUCUCUGAGAGGAAUGACAAGGUCUUCUUUGCCUCCGUCCGUUCAGGAGGCAGCAGCCAAGUUUUCUUUAUGACCCUGAACAGAAACUCCAUGAUGAACUGGUAAAUUGUCAUCAGCCAUCACUCCAUCAUCAUUAACAGUUGAAGUAAGGCAGUUUGAGAAAACGUGAAGGAAAAGUGGAAAGAAAAGAAAUCACGGUUUAUAAAGAACAAUUAAGACGAACAUGAGGAGGACACUGCAGUCCACCAUGAGCACCAUAAUCUUUCCAGAAAACCCAUCAGGAGAGCAUAUUAUGAGUCAGAAAAUCAGUUGGAAGGAGAUUCAAGAUGCCACCUGUCAUGGAAGAAAAACCCUUCUCUGGAACUCCAAAAAGGAAAUUCUGCCUCUCUGAGGUUGUCUUUUGUGUUUUCCAAACAAAUAUUAAUUUCCGUUUCUUUGGAUUUGCAAGAGAACGAUGUCCUAUGCUUCAAAUUAAGUGUCUUUGUUAAAGAAAUGGUUUAGUGCAAAUAAGAUAUGACACUUUUACUGCAGUGACAUUUUGCAGUAAGGUUGUACAGUUACACCUGAAUGAUAGAAAGGAUAUGUGUACAGGGUGGUAUGUGUAUUAAACUUCAAAAUGUCAGAACUUUGUCUGUUGUGAAACAUCACCACCACCAUUUUGUUGUAAGGCUUUCCUGAAGUCCUUCACAGUAGCUGUGCUGGAGUGUGUCUGUGAAUGUGCAUGUUUGAGUGUUUGAAUGGGUGCUUUUUAUUAGAAAAGCAAUGCCACAUCACUGGAAAACAAAGAUUUUUGGAGAGAAAAACACUCCGUCAUGAGACGGUUUGAGAUGUAUUUAUCAUUAUAGUUCAAUGGUAACUGUCAUCCACUGAUUCUGGCCUUUCCUUUGUUCAACCGUUUUCUCCCUAUUGGUGUACAAUAAUCCUACAAUGAUCUGCCAUGAAAUGGGUAUAUCAUGUAACAGCCAUGUAUAGUAAUAGCCAAAAAAGGACUGGUGUAAUCAGGUGAACUGUGAGUAUAUUCUCAGUUCUCCAGUAGAUGUGCUCAUCUACACCUUUUUGAGUUCCUUCCCAUACACCUUGUCAUAAUUAAUGUUCAUUUGUUUUGAACACAGGGGACCCUGUUACCAAAUGAACCUUCAGUGCGCAACUGUGACUAAAUAGGAGAAAUGCUUAUACUCAAAUAAGUGCACCGAGAGAGCCUGAAUUGAGAAUAGCAGUUAGUGUUGUGGGUUUGAAAAAGAAACUAUUGAGUCAGAGAAUGGAGUGAUCCUUUGUAGAGCUUCCUCCUAACCUACCUCGUUUGUUCAUUUCUGUUCUCCUAUGUUUAAUGCUUCAUAAGACUGCUUCUCCAGAGUCAGGAAAUGCAUUGUCUCUAUUCAAAAGAUCAUGCAACAGUAAUCUGGAAAAAAUAACCUUGACUAAAGUUGGAUUUGUAUCGUUAACAAUAUUUACAAAGCAGCAGUCAAAAUGUAACAAUAUGUGCAUCAUAUUUUAAAUUCCCAAUUGCCAUUUAAGUUAAUCUGUUUGGCCAGAGGAAUUGUUUAAUUGAAAUCUAAUCGAAGAAUGAACAUUCAAAAAAUAUAUGAGAACAUCAUGUGGACCAGGAAAACCUCUGUGCCAAAAAUGAUGCUUCAUCCAAGAGCCAAAAAUACUUUCUGAAAAUAUUUUUUAUUCAUGUUUCCUGUAGUCAUUAAGAAUGAAGUUCAGACAAAAUAUGAAUGAAAGUAAUUAUCAGCUUUUCAUCUCACAAUAUUAUAUGGACUAAAUGUUCAUUCAUUUAAAAUCAAUCAUUUAAAAAAUAAUAAUUUCAAAUUUUAUUCCUAUGUACAUUUUGUUUAUUUUUUUGUAGUAAAAAAAAACUGUGAAAAUGUGUGUUUGAGUGAGAAAGUGUGUGUGUGUGUGUGUAUGUAUGCGUGCCUGCGUGCACGCUUGUCCACAGACGCAUUUAAGCAUGGGUGGGAGUUCACUAUUUUCCCUAACAACACAGGGAUUUAACAAAUGUCACGGCAACAAAAUCUAUGGUAUGAGGAUAUUUGUCAUUUUAUUUCAUGCACUGCCUGCAAUUUGGAUUCUGUAUUUCUACACUCAUUUUUAUGGAGUUUUAUAAUAAGUUUGUUUGCGCUUACUUUGAUGAAAUCUGGAAUAAUAUCAAUAAAAAUGUCAAAUGUAAAUUGUUGUAAUAAUAAGUUUAGCUAAUUACUAGAUUGUCAAGAGUUCGAAUAUUCAUGAUUGGAUUAAUUAGACUAUCUUUUCUCAGUGGCUGAUUUUAACUGUAAAAUGCACAUUACUGUUAUAAGUGAGGACUUCUAGGUCUUAUUAAAACAAUUUCAGUAUGGCUUAUUUAUAUACAGCCACACUGAAAUAUACUUUUAGGAAGUUGUAGGCCUACCUGUUCAUACAAGAUGGAUGAUCUGAAUGGAGAAAAUUCACUGGAGUACUGCCUUAUGUCAGCAUUGAGAAACAUACAUUGUGUUUUACCAGAGACUUGACAUAGACUGGGAACGUACAGUAUGUCAGUAUCUAUAGUCCUGCAGGAACUGUUCCAUUUAUCCUGUGACAUUCUCCAAAGCUGCAUAAAACAGAGCUCUUUCACAAGUCGCAGUUACUGUUGGAGGCUGGAAAUGGAAUUUUCUUAUUCAUGCCCUCUCCGUUUCAUUAUGUUAUUCCUUUUCAUGUCAGUGCAGUGAACAGGGUGUAGCCUACACUUUUCAUGUUUACUGAGCACACUCUCUCACUGUAAAAUAUAUAUAUAUAUACUUGUGAUUGGAAAACUCACACACUGAGAUUUCCCCCUUUUUGGUCUGUAUUCAUUCAAACUGGUAGUAAGAAAUGUUCAUGAUUAUGACCUACUGUGUAGAAUAUUGGUCAAGUUUUGCUUUUCCAUCUUAGUUAUUGUUCAGUAUACAUCAUCUAUCCGGAAUAUUUUUCCCAACAAACUACAGUGUUACUUUUUUUCUAGACAGGUUAUUUUGUAUAAUUUUAUGAGAAUAGUUAGUGUGUCUGAAAGUGCUAUGAAAUCUCUAUUAGAAUGUCAGAGAUUAUUAAAUAUCAGUGCUUUAUGUGAGGACAAUUUAUCCGGUUUCAAAGGUUUCACCAGUACUGUAAAAUGCUUUCUUCAUAAUCUCUUUUUAUGUCUGCCUCUCCGAGUUAUAGGAAAAUGAACUUAUUUGCCCAUCUUUUUUCUUUUUGUGGUGAUGUUACCUUGGUCUUUGGUUUAUUUUGCACAAUAUUAAUAUUUAUGUUUGAGGGAGGAAGACAUUGAUAAUACAUGGACAACAGAUAAUGAUAUAAUCUGGGUCCUGCAAAGGUUGGCGUGAACUCUGCAUCAAACAUCAUCAUUUAGCAAUAAAGUGCACAACUGUUUUACGCAAGUGUUUUUCACUUUCAAUUAUUUCCCUUUAUCUGGAUAUAAGGGAUCAUUGUCAAAGCAGUAGCUUCUUAAUAAUGGGUCCAUCAUUAUCUCAACAACUGUCCAUAUUUUCCCUCUCACACUUUAUUUUCAAAAGAAAUUGAUAAGACAUAGCAAUGUUUUUAAAUAAAUUAAUACAUUUGAAUAAAUACAUUUUGCCACGUG